GCCCCAGGUGCGCGGGGAAGGCGAGCCGGCGGCAGCAGCAGCCAGGCGCCUGGGGGAGAUCUGCCGCUCGGAGCUUGGGAUCCAGCCGCCACAUCCUUGCAGAACCGGCGGCCGGGGCUUGAAGCGAGCCCGGGGCGCUUGGCCAGGAUUUGGAAAGUAAUGCAACAGAACACUUUUGAAGAAAGCAGAUACCCCUGGCAGGAGUCAUUUGAAAAUGUUAACGUCUGCAUGCCGUUUCGUUGCCCGAGAUGUGGGGACCACACACGAUUCCGGACCUUGUCUUCCUUGAGAGCUCACCUCGAAUACAAUCACAGCUACGAAGAAAGAAGCCUCCUGACGAAAUGCAACCUCUUUUCCUCUUUCAAGGAUGCAGACCUGAUCUGUGCUUCCGAGCCCUUGACGCAAGCAGUGCUUGGGGAUAGCACGAGUAUUGUGAAACCAAAGCCGUCCUACUUGAACUUCUGCGACUCAACCCAUGAAAACACAAACAACAGGAAGCCGUUGGAAGUGGAAGCGGAGAGACCUGCUUCUUUUGGGACAAAUUACAUGACGGGUGAGACCGACGAGGAGCUCCUUUCUAAGCCGGGUCUGGUGACCAUAGACUCUAAAGCUUCAUUUGAGGCCCAUGUGAGAGAGAAGUUCAACCGAAUGGUGGAAGCCGUGGAUAAAACAAUCGAGAAGCGGAUUGACAAGCUUACCAAAGAGCUGGCCCAAAAGACUGCCGAACUCUUGGAGGUUCGAGCGGCCUUUGUGCAGCUUUCGCAGAAGAAACAGGAAGUGCAGAGGCGCGAAAGGACCCUAAACAGACAAGUGGACGUCGCAGUUGAGAUGAUUGCGGUGCUGAAACAGCGCCUCGUGGAUUCCGAGGAAGAGCUUCACAGGAAGGAGGAGUAAGUAGA
Messenger RNA from Sphaerodactylus townsendi, 899 nucleotides. It is a transcript of the gene ZNF365, whose product is annotated as zinc finger protein 365. The transcript has 2 exons. The record is from RefSeq and is a predicted model, not a curated record. Lineage: Eukaryota; Metazoa; Chordata; Lepidosauria; Squamata; Sphaerodactylidae. Gene Ontology annotation, biological process: regulation of neuron projection development; telomere maintenance; regulation of DNA strand resection involved in replication fork processing. Gene Ontology annotation, cellular component: centriolar satellite. Bases 160 to 894 code for a protein of 244 amino acids.